AUGCGUUCCAGCCAGCACUCAUUCCAGGUCUUCCGGGAUGUCCCCCCUCUCCGACAAUGGCGUCGACAGCUCCUGCUGGACAGGAAAACUCUCGGCUUUGUCCCGACCAUGGGAGCCUUGCAUGAGGGCCAUCUCUCGUUGAUGCGACAAGCUGCGGCGGAGAACACAGACGUCAUCGUCAGUAUCUACGUCAACCCCACCCAAUUCGGCGUCAACGAAGAUCUUUCCAGCUACCCACGGACCUGGGAUAGCGAUGUGGCGAAAAUCGAGCAAUUGAACACCGAACUAGCUGCUCAGGGCGCUCACACGGGCCGAGUCACGGCUGUACUGGCUCCGACGUCCAAGGUGAUGUACCCGAUAUUACCGCCCAGCUCGGAGGUCGACGGAGAUGGAUCAUUUGUCACGAUCAUGCCGAUCUCGAGGAAACUAGAGGGCGCGUCCCGACCAGUGUUUUUCCGUGGUGUUGCGACGGUGUGUAUGAAACUAUUCAAUAUCGUGACUGCCGACCGUGCCUACUUUGGUCAGAAGGACGUGCAGCAGACAGUUGUUAUCAAACGAAUGGUGAAGGACUUCCAUAUCGACACGGACAUCCUAAUUGGUGACACCGUUCGCGAAAACGACGGUCUAGCCAUGAGUUCGAGGAAUGUGUACCUCGGGAAGAGACGGAGGGCUGUGGGACUGGUGCUUUUCAAUGCCAUGAAGGCUGCAGAAGAGGUGUACAACUCGGGGAAAUACAGCCGCAGUGAUAUUCUCGAUGCGGCCAACCGCGUGACGUCCCAGGUUCUCUCCGAGCAGCAGGCUUUGGCGCCGUCCCAACGGGCGCUCUACGAGGUCCACUACAUCUCUCUUGCCGACCCGGACAGUAUGGAUGAGUUGGAUGUGGUGGAUCCGUCCAAGGGAGCAAUCCUCAGUGGCGCCAUCAAGAUGACACCCCUCGAGGAAUCGACAUUGGGAGAAGACUGUGGCCUGGGCGAUGGGAAAGUCCCUGUGAGACUGAUUGACAACUUGAUCUUCAAACCGCAUAUGUAG
Messenger RNA from Aspergillus tanneri, 1029 nucleotides. It is a transcript of the gene PAN6, whose product is annotated as pantoate--beta-alanine ligase PAN6. NCBI's taxonomy places the organism in Eukaryota, Fungi, Ascomycota, Eurotiomycetes, Eurotiales, Aspergillaceae. Gene Ontology annotation, biological process: pantothenate biosynthetic process. The record is from RefSeq and is a predicted model, not a curated record. Gene Ontology annotation, molecular function: pantoate-beta-alanine ligase activity. Bases 1 to 1029 code for a protein of 342 amino acids. The transcript has a single exon.